This is a messenger RNA of Anoplopoma fimbria (sablefish), 1839 nucleotides long. RefSeq names its product PRP18 pre-mRNA processing factor 18 homolog (yeast) (gene prpf18). Lineage: Eukaryota; Metazoa; Chordata; Actinopteri; Perciformes; Anoplopomatidae. The record is from RefSeq and is a predicted model, not a curated record. Gene Ontology annotation, cellular component: U4/U6 x U5 tri-snRNP complex; U2-type post-spliceosomal complex; U5 snRNP. The transcript is spliced from 10 exons. The coding region runs from base 132 to 1157 and encodes 341 amino acids. Gene Ontology annotation, biological process: generation of catalytic spliceosome for second transesterification step; RNA splicing.
UCUCGGUCUUGAGGCUAACUUCCGGGUUGAGUGUCGCUAGCUCAGCGUUGGAGCCACCGUCCUAACGCUACAUGUGUAUAGCUACAUUUGUGUCGAAUUAAACGAAUAACGACAACAAUUAAUCGACCGACAUGGACAUACUGAAAGCUGAGAUCGCGAGGAAAAGGAAACUCGUCGUAGACCAGCAGCUCGUUGACGACUCCAAAAAAUUCUUCAAAAGGUCUGAUCUUGCACGCAAGGAACAAGAAGAUUACUUCAGGAGAUGUGGAUACAAGAUUGAUAAGAAAGAAGAAGAUGAGCCAUCCACCUCAGCUAAUCCAGUGUUAGAAAUUGAAUUAACAGAAGAGAAGCUGCCAAUGACACUGUCCCGACAGGAAGUCAUUCGACGGCUAAGAGAACGAGGGGAACCAGUCCGACUGUUUGCAGAGUCUGAUUAUGAUGCCUUCCAGAGACUCAGGAAGAUUGAGAUUCUGACCCCAGAAGUAAACAAGGGCUUGAGGAAUGACCUUAAAGCAGCCAUGGACAAGAUUGACCAGCAGUACCUGAAUGAGAUUGUUGGAGGAACAGAGCCAGGAGAAGUGGACACACAGCACGACCUGAAAGUGCAUGAAGAAAACACCACCAUAGAAGAAUUAGAGGCACUCCGUAACACACUGGGCACAGGAGAUGAUGAAGGAGACCAGGAGGUUAUCGACAAGUUUCUGAGGUUUCUUCUUGGUGUUUGGGCGAAAGAUCUGAACAAACGAGAGGACCACGUGAAGAGAAGUGUUCAGGGCAAGCUGGCCAGUGCAACUCACUCACAGACUGAGUCUUACCUGAAACCUCUCUUCAGGAAGCUCAGGAAGAAGAGUUUACCAGCUGACAUCAAAGAGUCAAUCACAGACAUUAUUAAAUUCAUGUUGGAGAGAGAAUAUGUCAAGGCAAAUGAUGCCUACUUGCAGAUGGCCAUUGGAAAUGCUCCCUGGCCAAUCGGUGUGACCAUGGUGGGUAUCCACGCUCGUACUGGGCGAGAAAAGAUCUUCUCCAAGCAUGUGGCCCACGUUCUCAACGAUGAGACACAGAGAAAGUACAUCCAGGGACUGAAGAGGCUAAUGACUAUCUGCCAGAAACACUUCACGACUGUUCCAUCAAAGUGUGUGGAGUACAACGCUCUUUAACUUGUACCUUCAGUUUAACUUAUGCCAAGGCUGUCAGGCAAGUUUUAUCACAGUCCUAUAUGGUAAUUUUGGCAGCUACUCAAUUAUGGGUUCGGGCAUGACAACAUCUUGUAUUUCAAUGGCUUUCAACCACAUCUGCAUCUUUUUGGGGUCUGAGAAAAUUCCGAAUUUAAACAGAAUCUGGGUGAGCAAGACCUGUUGUAUACAAUCAGAGUUUUCACCAAGCUUUUAAGUGAAAAUAUCUCAGAUUUAGGUGGAGGACACUCAGCAACGUCUUAUUAGACUUGUCCCUGUGAACUACUGGGAAAACGGAUGCAUCUGUAAUGCCGUUAAUAGUCACAAGCAUUCUGUCCCAGAAAAUGUUUAUGAGUACACUCAUGAGUUCCAAACUAUUGUUGCAGGAAAUGUUAAACAGUAAAAAAAAAUAACUUGUGAGUACCAGUAAUAAAAGAACACAUUUUUCAAAGAGUGAUGUGGGAAACAAAUUUGUCAAGAGUUUCAGUAGUGUAAGUUUUAUUACAAAUGGAAUAUGGCAGUUCUUAACUCUUUCUAUCUCUGUUGACAUGCUGAAUCAAUGCAGAUUCAGUUUAAUGUGCAUGUUUGAAUUUUCAGUAGAUAAUUAAACCAAUCAAUGUGUCCCUGUACUAUCUUUGUAAGAAAAUAAAGUGUUUAUUUGGUAUAA